GAAUUAAAUUAUUAUUGCCAUACGUUCGUUAUGGUGUCUGAUGUCUUCAGUCCUCGCGUCUUCGCGGCUUCACUGCAUGCUCCCCUUCGUUGGAAAGUUGGAAAGCUUUCUCUGACUUCGACUCCAUGACAUACUGUAUGCUGGGAAGGAGUGAUUGAGCUAGUGACACAACAAGACAACAAGGGAUAAUGACGGUACCUGUAUCUGGGAAUUCGAAACAACCGCGUUUUAUCCUCUCAGGUCGUCGGUUUACAUUGAUUGGACUGUUGAUUUUGGUUCUGCUUCCAACAAUUUUCUUUACUUCCAGUGGCAGCAAUGAAGUUACCGGUAACACUGUGGUCCACCAACCGGAUCUUUUGUCUUCCAUCCGUCCUGCUUCACCCAUUACAAAAAAGACAGUUCAGUUACUACCACCUCCCUCCUUGCCAGAACCGGAGAAAGGAUCCUUGGAACCUGAUCCUUGGAACACGACUGCAUUGGAACGGGACCAAGGAUGCUUGGAACGGGACCAACGAUGCUUGGAACGGGACCAACGAUGCUUGGAACACGACUACAUUGGAACGGGACCAACGAUUCUUGGAACGGGACCAACGAUUCUUGGAACCGGAGAAAGGAUCCUUGGAACACGACUGCAUUGGAACGGGACCAAGGAUGCUUGGAACGGGACCAAGGAUGCUUGGAACGGGACCAACGAUGCUUGGAACGGGACCAACGAUGCUUGGAACACGACUGAUUCUGAGUUUGUCUAA
This is a messenger RNA of Seminavis robusta, 749 nucleotides long. The record is from the annotation of a GenBank genome assembly. Lineage: Eukaryota; Bacillariophyta; Bacillariophyceae; Naviculales; Naviculaceae.